Molecule: messenger RNA, 1266 nt
Organism: Penicillium malachiteum
Lineage: Eukaryota; Fungi; Ascomycota; Eurotiomycetes; Eurotiales; Aspergillaceae
Exons: 7
Coding region: 1-1266 (421 amino acids)
Biological process (GO): transmembrane transport
Cellular component (GO): membrane
Molecular function (GO): transmembrane transporter activity
Source: RefSeq, a predicted model, not a curated record
AUGGAGAAUUCAUCAAGUAUGGAAACUCCGAGUCUCGAAAAAAGAGAUGAUUGUCUCGCAGAACAUGCAAACCGAGUGCGAAAGGUCGCGGAUUGGCAAGUCCUCCCAUUACUUCUCUUUGGAUUUGCGACAUAUCAGUUAGACCGAACCAAUAUCUCCAGUGCCUUAACAGGAGGAUUGGCAUCUGCGAUUGGAGUCGAUCAGAAUACCAUUAACCUGGGGAAUCAACUGAUGUAUACUGGUGUAAUUGUCCUUGAGAUUACCUCCAGUAUUGUCUUACACAGAGUUGGUCCAAGAUGGUGGAUCGGUGGUCAAGUCUUAAUAGUUGGGAUCAUUGCAGCUAUGCAGGUCUUUAUUCGGAACAAAACGGGCUUUCUCUUGACACGCGCUCUUCUUGGUCUAGCUGAAGCUGGAUACAUCCCAGGUGCUAUGUUCACUUUGUCAACAUGGUAUACCAAAGAGGAAUUGACGAAGCGCAUUGCGAUAUUCUUCUUUGGGAUGUUUGGUGGGACAGCUAUCUCCCCAUUAUUAGGUGCGGGGCUUUUACGAUUGAAUGGUCGAUGUGGGAUCUCUGGAUGGCAGUGGAUAUUUCUUGUGGAAGGGAUUUGGUCUGUGACCCUAUCCCUUAUGUUGAUGUUUCUUCUACCUGAAAGGAGUGCGUAUCAGCCAACUUGGGUAGAUGAGAAAGAAGAGAAGGAUGAACAGACACGAAGUCGAAUCCCUUUGACCGUGGUUUGGAAAACACUUACAAACGUUUACAAAUGGCCACACUUCCUGGCAACGGCUUGCAUUUUCUCAACUUGGUGUCCACUUACAACAUACUCUCCGAGCGUCAUCAUGUCGUUGGGACUCUCACGCGUACAGGCAAAUGCCUUGGCUGCAAUCGGGUUUCUACUCACUUUACCAGUUGUGCUAUUCUUCGCAUGGUUGAGUGAUAAGAUGAAGAAACGCGGUAUCACAGUUAUGAUUGCAAUCUCAGCGUAUCUCAUCGCCCUCAUAUGUCUCAGGACCAUACAGCCUCAUGUUGGUCGAUGGAGUAAAUUUGGUCUUUGGACAACUGUGAAUGGACUAGCAGUGGGCUAUCAUCCGAUUCAUAAUGCGUGGAUUCAGAUGAAUAGCCAGAGUCCUGAGGAGCGAAGUAUUGGAGUGGCUAUGUUUGUUAUGACUGCUACCAGUGGUCUUAUGGCAGGUACCCAGAUCUUCCGUCAAGAUGAAUCCUCAGAUUUCUAUCCCAGGGGUUUGAUUAUCAUGAUUGCUUUGGGAUAG